This is a messenger RNA of Lepus europaeus (European hare), 1308 nucleotides long. It is a transcript of the gene WDR77, whose product is annotated as WD repeat domain 77. Lineage: Eukaryota; Metazoa; Chordata; Mammalia; Lagomorpha; Leporidae. The transcript has 10 exons. The record is from RefSeq and is a predicted model, not a curated record. Gene Ontology annotation, biological process: oocyte axis specification. The coding region runs from base 185 to 1213 and encodes 342 amino acids. Gene Ontology annotation, molecular function: protein binding. Gene Ontology annotation, cellular component: methylosome.
GCCCGAGGGCGGCCGCCGGAAAACGGGAUGGGAGCGUUGAAACAAAUUAUCGCGAGAAGUGGAGUUCCUGGAGCCCCCCAGAACGGGGCGGAGGCCCAGAGGUGCACCACGUGGGGUUGCCGCUGGAGCUGACUCUGCGGCCGGCGUCCAGUUCGGGUGUAGGAUUGAAGCUGGAACCGUGGAGAUGCGGAAGGAAACUCCGCCUCCUCUAGUGCCCCCGGCGGCCCGCGAGUGGAACCUUCCUCCGAAUGCGCCCGCCUGCAUGGAACGGCAGUUGGAGGCUGCGCGGUACCGGUCUGAUGGGGCGCUGCUCCUCGGGGCCUCCAGCCUGAGCGGCCGCUGCUGGGCCGGCUCCCUCUGGCUUUUCAAGGACCCCCGUGCGGCCCCCAACGAGGGCUUCUGUUCCGCUGGCGUCCAGACAGAGGCCGGAGUGGCAGACCUCACGUGGGUGGGGGACAGAGGGAUCCUCGUGGCUUCUGAUUCAGGUGCGGUUGAACUGUGGGAGCUGGAUGAGAAUGAGACACUUAUAGUCAGUAAGUUCUGCAAGUACGAGCACGAUGACAUCGUGUCUACCAUCAGUGUCCUGAGCUCCGGCACGCAGGCUGUCAGUGGUGGCAAAGACUUCUGCAUCAAAGUUUGGGACCUUGCCCAGCAGAUGGUGCUAAAUUCAUACCGAGCUCACGCAGGGCAGGUCACCUGUGUCGCUGCCUCGCCCCAUAAGGACUCCGUGUUUCUUUCGUGCAGUGAGGACAAUAGAAUUUUACUGUGGGAUACCCGCUGUCCCAAGCCAGCGUCACAGAUGGGCUGCAAUGCCUCUGGCUACCUUGCUACUUCACUGGCUUGGCAUCCUCAGCAGAGUGAAGUCUUUGUCUUUGGUGAUGAGAAUGGGACUGUCUCUCUCGUGGACACCAAGAGUGCGGGCUGUGCGCUCAGUUCUGCUGUGCACUCGCAGUGUGUCACUGGGCUGGUGUUCUCGCCCCACAGUACGCCCUUCCUGGCCUCUCUCAGCGAAGACUGCUCGCUUGCUGUGCUGGACUCCAGCCUUUCCGAGGUGUUUAGGAGCCGGGCCCACAGAGACUUUGUCAGAGACGCUACUUGGUCCCCGCUCAAUCACUCCCUCCUUACCACGGUGGGCUGGGACCAUCAAGUCAUCCACCAUGCCGUGCCCACAGAGCCUCUCCCAGCCCCGGGACCUGAGAGUGUGGCCGAGUAGGUUGGAUUUCAGACGGCAAGCAGAUCUGCUCCCGUGCCCCGCCCCUCAGCGUGAGACAACCAGAGCCUUUUACAGAGGGGCGACACCCUAGAUCU